AGUUUUUGGACGAUCCCUUUGGUCCCAUCCAAGUUCCCAUGGCGAUGAAGGCCAUGCGAGAGAUCAUGUACAAGGUGGAGGUGCUGUAUGUGCUGUGUAUCCUCAUCACAGGCAAGCAGAGGAACAAGGUGCAAGAACUGGUGGCAAAGUACAAGUUGAUACCCCGGCUGAAUGAGCUGUAUGAAGACCUCAUAUGGAAGUGUAACAUAAGAAGACGAGUGCACGGUGAAGCCUGUGAAUGUAGUCCUGAGAUAGCUCUGAAGAUUCAGUUCCUGAGAUUGUCCCACAGUUUCUGUGAUCACCACGGAAACAAGUAUCUAAUGAUGUCUGAAUCAGAACUCAAUGAACUGGGAAGAAUAAGAGUUCAAGCUGAGUUACCUGUGGUACCAGAGGUCAGUGACAUAGACAGAGAGUUAGUGUGUAGAGGUGAGAAGGGCCUGUUGUCCAAGAUCAUCCAAACCAUGAAGACUGAGAAACCAUCAUCUCCAUUCAGGUUUUGGCUGUGUCGCGCUGUGGAGAGUUUCCUGAGAGGUGUGACGUGUUUCGUGGAUCAGAUCUGGCUGCUCAGGAGGGGGCUGUUAGAGCAUGUCCUGUCUGUGAUCAUCGACCCCGACUGUGACAACAAGGAGAUCCUGCAGAGCAGCUUCGAUCUGCUAGGGGAGCUCAUGAAGUUCAACUACAACUCCUUCAAGAGGUUCAGCAGAUUCAUGGACAAUGAGGAUAAGUUCCAGCGGUUCCUGAAGCAGGUGAGCUCCCACCUGGUGGACUCCAACAUGUUCAUCAGGUCUGUGGUGCUGAGUCAGGAACACUUCGCCACCAAACAGACUGAGUACAGCGAGUUUGCGACCACACAGUGCCGACUGUUGAUACAUGUAGGCGAGCCCAAAAACAGGACCAAGUUCUUGUGCAGCCUUAUCAACAUCAUCCAGGUCUCUACACUUACACAGGAGAAUGUCAGCUGCCUGAACACAGCGCUAGUUAUCCUGAUGUUUGCCCGCCGGUGUGGCAGCCUCCCGCUCUACCUCCAGUCCCUACGAGAGGAAGAGAUGCGGGGGUACCACCCAGGCUUUCUUCUCAACAACUUCAGGAGCCUGCUUAGAUUCUGGGAAUCUCACUACCUCAGGAAUGACAAGGAGUGCUGUGCACUGGAAAAGGUAGUCAAGAGUUCUGGGAUUUCCCUGGACUACUGGAGGGAAACAACGCUGACAAUGAGAGGCACGGACCGGACUAACGUGGAGUCUAUCAUACACUACAUCGACGAGCCAUACGUGGAAGAAUAGCGCGAUCGGAUAUAAAUAGAUCAGCAUUACUAGCUGCAAUAGUGUCUUUCCAUUUGCCAGUGAAAACAGUAUCAUGAUUUAUUUUGAAUAUGAUUUAUUGAUCUAUAUGUUGGAGAGGUGUAUCUCUUUGAUUGAUAUGUAAGUUAUGCUGCAUUAUAACAGUGAUGAACACAUCUACAGUAAAAAUAGGUUUGAAGCUGCAUGUGUUUCCACAGCCAAGAGAGCAUUUUUUCUUGGACCCUUUGGGUACUUGCAGUACCAAAGCAAACUGUCAAGAGUGCUUCUGAACAACAUAGACGGGUUGGCCUGGACAGUCAUUGGUUCAUGAAUGCUGAUACAGUCAUAGAUUUCAAAAGCCACCCAAGGCUCUAAUUAGUCCCCUAGCUCACCCUACUGCACUGCUACUGUGACAUUUGCCUCUUGUAUGUCUUGCUGUUCAAAAGGUUCAGUACAGCUCAUGACUUGCAUGUGUUUACCAGAUGACUCCUUUCAGUAUACAUUAUUUUACAUCACAAAUCUUGGAACAGUUAACACACCGUUACAUCCAUUUACUCUGGCAUGACGGAAGAGAAAAUUCUGGUUGAGCAAGAAAUUUCCCUUGAUGUCUGUACUUGGGCUAAGAGGGGAAAAGAGCUUACAUCAUUUACUGCUGCCUACCCCUGUGUCAGGGACCCCAGCAGCAGUAUAAUCAAAUACUGGAUACUACUACUACACUACUAUCAGAUUGUUUGAAGGCUCCACCACAUUAUACAUGCAGUUUUCUGAGUAAUAGAUUUAAUACAAGGGCAAAAAUCAAUGCUUAAGGUAUGACUCUUUGAUAAAAGCAACGAAACAUGACUGACAAUUGGUUCACUUCUUUGUUAAUCCGUGAUGAAAUUCUACAGAAUUUUGUUGAUUAUGUAAUCUUUUAGUAAUAUCUUGAGUUGAGUUUCCCCUUAAUUAACCAACAGGAACACAUUUAUUAGAAACAUUCAAAGUUGAAUUACAGGACACUGUGGUAUGCUGAUGCUCAUUUGCCUUUUUAAGGUCAACUGCAGAUAGCCACAUGUCCAAUAUGAUUUGGCUAUCGUUGUAACAAGUUACUUGUAACAAGUAACAAGUCCCAACCUUUGGAAGCAAAAUCAACUUCACGUUUUUGGUGGAAUUGUGUGAGCGGAAUUCUGUGUGUAUGUUUGUAAAAAAUACUUUCAUGGUUUACGAUGUCUUACGAUAUAUUACCGUUACCGAAAGCUAUGGUGGAAUAUUUCGCACAUAUUAACAUACUUGUGUAAAAGGAACUUUUCUUGCAUAAGUUAUAACAUAUAUCAUAUAUAAUGUCCCUCAAAGAUUUUGUUAUGUAUUUUUAUGAGUUUGUGAAAACAGCAAACGACUAUGUAUCAGAAAUUACUUGCAAUUCAUGUUGUUUUUUUCUAUUGUUUCAGUGAAUAAAGGAGUACCAAGAGUUGUAGCACACAAA
Branchiostoma floridae (Florida lancelet) is the source of this 2736-nucleotide messenger RNA. RefSeq names its product short transient receptor potential channel 4-associated protein-like. Gene Ontology annotation, biological process: ubiquitin-dependent protein catabolic process. Gene Ontology annotation, cellular component: Cul4A-RING E3 ubiquitin ligase complex. Gene Ontology annotation, molecular function: phosphatase binding. The record is from RefSeq and is a predicted model, not a curated record. NCBI's taxonomy places the organism in Eukaryota, Metazoa, Chordata, Leptocardii, Amphioxiformes, Branchiostomatidae.